GGUGUAUUGUGAUCAUGCUUGAUGCAUACGUUGAUCGUUGUGCACUUUUGUGGCUAAUCGGUGUGCUGACUAUUUGCUUUUGCUUUGCUAGCUCGCUUGCGGGAUUCUACUUUCUUCGCUUUGCUUCGCCUUAGUUUACGGAUCAUCAUCCGUUUGGGAUAUUCAGGAGUUCACCCAAGUUGAAGAUGGACAUUCCCACUGAUACUGUCAAGGAGCGUACAAGGCACACCAGAGCUUAUAAGAUUCCGGAUAUUGAUGUUUCGGGGUUGAUUGGUUUGAGUUCUCGGUUGGAAGGGGAGGUUCUCCGUGACUUCAAUCAUGAUUAUGGCAAUUUGCUCUCCAUCCUCAAAACAUCUUUCGAUCCAAUGGCUUUGAUCACCCUGUUUCAGUUCUAUGAUCCACAGUUGAGGUGUUUUACAUUUCAGGACUAUCAACUGGUGCCAACACUCGAGGAAUUUUCUUACAUACUCAACAUCCGAAUCACUGAUGAUGUACCUUUCAUUCGAGUUCCUGAGGUUGUGAGAUUUGGAAAAAUAGCUGAAGCUCUUCACAUGGGUAUAAAGGAGGUGGAAAGAAAUUGGAAGUCAUCGGGCGGUGUUUCUGGUUUCUAUCUUUGCUUUUUGAUCAGUAGGGCUGAGGAUGCGGCGAAGAAGGAGCAGUGGGUUGAUUUUAGUCGUUUGCUUGCCAUCAUGAUUUAUGGUAUUGUCUUGUUCCCUUCAAGAGAGAAUUUUGUGAGUUUGGCGGCGAUUUGUGUCUUUAUGAACAAAAACCCCGUGCCAACGUUGCUUGCAGACGCUUAUUUUUCGAUCUAUUCGAGAAGUAAGAAGGGAGGAUAUUUUGUUGGUUCUUGUCUUCCGUUGUUGUAUCAGUGGUUCAUGUUGCAUUUGCCGGUGAGAGGACCUUUUGUGCUCAAGAAGGGUUCUCUUAAGUGGUCAGAUAGGAUUGUUAACCUCACAUCUUAUGACAUCAGGUGGAACUAUUGUGUGGGGAAAAUUUGGAGCAUCAUCACUAGUUGCGGUCAAUAUCCCAACGUUCCUCUCAUGGGAACCAGAGGUUGCAUUAGUUACAAUCCCACACUCGCCUAUCGUCAAUUGGGAUAUGCAAUGGAAAGGGCUCAGAAUGAUGUAGAAGCGUUUGAAUCAGUGUACUUUGCUGAUGGUAAAGAUUCUCUGGAGCUAGAAAAGAUAGCGUAUGCUUGGACCAAAGUUCACAAGAGAGAUCAGAAUACUUUGAGCAAGAAAGUUCCUAUUGCUAUGGGUCCUUACCGAAAGUGGGUUGAAGCAAGAGUGGCAAAUCUAUUGUUGCCAUUUGCAAGGUCAUGUCCAUUGUAUGAGCAACCUCCCGUGGUUUAA
Messenger RNA from Vicia villosa (hairy vetch), 1352 nucleotides. RefSeq lists its product as uncharacterized. NCBI's taxonomy places the organism in Eukaryota, Viridiplantae, Streptophyta, Magnoliopsida, Fabales, Fabaceae. The record is from RefSeq and is a predicted model, not a curated record. Bases 186 to 1352 code for a protein of 388 amino acids. The transcript has 2 exons.